Psylliodes chrysocephalus is the source of this 1659-nucleotide messenger RNA. Lineage: Eukaryota; Metazoa; Arthropoda; Insecta; Coleoptera; Chrysomelidae. The record is from the annotation of a GenBank genome assembly.
AUGUCAAACAACAACAGUUAUAGAACGGUGUACGCGUUCGCCAGAGAAAUGUAUCCAAAGAAAAAGGACACCUAUUUGCAAUAUGGGACAGCGGGUUUUAGGACCAAAGCUACCGAAUUGCACCAUGUAAUGUACCGUAUGGGGUUAUUAGCUGUCCUUAGGGCAAGGUACAAAAAAGGAGUAAUAGGGGUUAUGGUCACUGCUUCUCACAAUCCAGAGGCAGAUAAUGGGGUAAAAAUUAUUGAUCCACGAGGGGAGAUGCUUGAAGAGGCCUGGGAAUCAUGGGCCACCAAGUUUGCAAAUGUUGUCGACGAAAAACUCGAAGACACGAUCAACGAAGUGAUCAAAUUAUUUAACAUAGACAACAUGAACGACAGGGUCGAAAUAGUGAUAGGAAAAGACACCAGGCCGAGCAGUCUGCCUCUCGCGAAAGCCGUUCAAGAUGGCGUCCUGGCUCUGUCCGGCAAACCGAUAGAUUAUGGAAUAGUGACGACGCCUCAAGUGCAUUAUUUCGUCGUUUGUAAGAACACUAAUAGGGCUUACGGGCAGCCCACUGAAGAAGGUUAUUAUAGGAAAUUGAUAAACGCGUUUUUGCGAGUAAGAGGUGAUAAGUACAAUAAGGGUAACUAUGAGAAUAGGCUGAUGUAUGAUGGUGCUAAUGGUGUAGGUGCUAAGAAAGUUAAAUAUUUAAGGGAAGUGCUAAAGGAGAGCCUGUUAGUGGAGAUGUACAAUGACGAAAUAAUCGGAUCUGGAAAACUCAAUCAUUUAUGCGGAGCCGACUACGUAAAAUCUCAGCAAAAAUUCCCGAACGGCGUGCCCAAAGAAAAGAACACGCGUUGUUGUUCUGUAGAUGGGGACGCAGAUCGGAUAGUUUAUUACUAUUUAGACGACAAUGAACGAUUCCAUCUUCUUGAUGGCGAUAGAAUAGCGACCCUAGCGGCGUCUUAUCUUAAGGAGCUCCUCCAAAAGACGGGGCUCGAUCUCAAAAUAGGCCUGGUGCAGUCCGCGUACGCUAAUGGGGCUUCCACCGAGUACAUAUCUAACAAAUUAAAUAUUUCCGUGAGUUGCACCGCAACCGGCGUGAAACAUUUGCAUAGGAAGGCUUUGACUUACGACAUUGGCGUCUAUUUCGAAGCUAACGGUCAUGGUACAGUGGUUUUUAGUAAUAAUGCUAAGCAGAAACUGGUUGCGACUGCGAGAAAUAAUAGUACGUCCGCAGACCAUAAAGAAGCUUGCUUUAAACUCCUGGACGUGAUAGAUUUGAUAAACGAAACUGUAGGAGACGCGAUUUCCGACAUGCUGUUGGUAGAGACGAUUCUGCACGAAAGAGGAUGGGACGUCAAACAGUGGGAGGAGUGUUACACCGAUUUGCCUAAUAAAUUAUUGAAAGUGACUGUCAAGGACCGUAACGUCGUAACUACAACCGAUGCGGAAAGAAUUUGCGUCACCCCGGAAGGUCUACAAGACGAAAUCAACACCAUAGUAUCUAAAUAUAAGAAGGGUCGUUCCUUCGUGAGAGCUUCCGGUACAGAAGAUAUAAUCAGAGUGUACGCUGAGGCAGCUACCAAAGAAGAUACUGAAUUGUUAGCCAUAGAAGUAGCGCAAAAGGUGUACGAGCUCGCAGGUGGUAUAGGACCUGCUCCAGAACUGCCUAAUUGA